Daldinia caldariorum is the source of this 1158-nucleotide messenger RNA. Its product is annotated as defender against death DAD protein. NCBI's taxonomy places the organism in Eukaryota, Fungi, Ascomycota, Sordariomycetes, Xylariales, Hypoxylaceae. The transcript is spliced from 4 exons. Gene Ontology annotation, cellular component: oligosaccharyltransferase complex; membrane. Bases 576 to 1052 code for a protein of 158 amino acids. Gene Ontology annotation, biological process: protein N-linked glycosylation. The record is from RefSeq and is a predicted model, not a curated record.
CGAUACUAGAUGAUCCGAAAAUUGCAGAAUAAUGAAGCAGUUAUAUAGACGUUCCUUGAGCUUUGGUUGGCCGGUAUCAAUGGCGUCUUUAGAAAUCAAAAUCGUAAAAAGGUAGACAAAGGUCAGGGCUCUAGGUAUCAUAGAUGAUGAGAGCAACUCGGAAGGCCGGACCCCCGGGACCGUAGCGCCGAGGGGGGAUGCGAUAGAUCUGGCAAAUCAGGAUCGCAGAUUCAAUUAGAAGGUACGAGAUGGAACUGUGACCACUGUAACCAUUAACCUUCACAGCCUUCAACAGGUACCGUACUGUGGCGGAAGCUCUACUGUUUCAGCCACAUUUACCCCAUGGUACCUGACUUCACGUAUCCACCAUAGGCCUGUUUAAUCCUGUUAAUUGGUUGAUUUUGUUGUUGAUGUGAACUUGUCAACUUUUUGAAGCUUUCGUGUCCCUUUACUCGUAAUUCCCGGGACCCAUUAUUUCGAUGAUUGAAGAGUAACUCAACACUUCACCACCUUCCAACACAAAUCCCACGGCUACUACCACCGGAAGUGCUCGAUUUAGAUUAGGUAUAACCACGAUGGCGCCUAAAAAGUCCGCCGCUGCUGCUUCCAAUCCUGCGCCUGCGCCCGCGCCAACCACGUCAACGACCACUACCACUACUACUACUACUAAUACAGCUCCCAGCGUUGCCGUAGCCAAGCCUAGCGCUAGCGAUCCUCAGUCGAUCAACCAGGUAUCAUGGAACAUAGUCGAGCACUACCAGAAGACGACGCCCCAACGCACCAAGCUACUUGACGUGUUCAUGGCGUUCCUAGUCGUCGUCGGUGGUCUCCAAUUUGCGUACUGUAUUCUGGCAGGCAAUUACCCAUUCAACGCUUUUCUUUCGGGCUUCUCGGCGACAGUUGGUCAGUUCGUCCUCACUGCGUCCCUACGUAUACAAACCACGGAAGCGAACAAGGCAGAAUUCCCUUCGGUGUCGCCAGAGAGGGCAUUUGCAGAUUAUGUCGUCGGCAGCUUGAUUCUGCAUUUUUUCUGCGUCAACUUCAUAAACUAAGCGAGCCACGUCGGAAGGGAUAUAUGGAGGGUAGUAAGGAAACCCAAUGGUUUCCGGGUUCCUCUUACGAAGGGGGAAGUCUCUGUAUCAAGAGACACACUACGGG